Impatiens glandulifera is the source of this 6235-nucleotide messenger RNA. RefSeq names its product callose synthase 7-like. Gene Ontology annotation, cellular component: plasma membrane; 1,3-beta-D-glucan synthase complex. Gene Ontology annotation, biological process: (1->3)-beta-D-glucan biosynthetic process. Gene Ontology annotation, molecular function: 1,3-beta-D-glucan synthase activity. The transcript has 41 exons. Lineage: Eukaryota; Viridiplantae; Streptophyta; Magnoliopsida; Ericales; Balsaminaceae. The record is from RefSeq and is a predicted model, not a curated record. Bases 174 to 6014 code for a protein of 1946 amino acids.
AUUCUCCUUUCCUUCAAAGCUUUGCUUUAAUCCCUUACUUGUCACAGGCGAAAGGCCAAUAUGCUUUGCCCCACACCCAAACAAAGUAUAUCAUAUUCUAUAUAUGUUUCUUCCGAAGAACCUAUGUCAUUGUCUGACAACACACAACCAUCCAAAUCAACGGAUUAUUUUCGAUGGCGACUUCCAGUGGCUCCAAAGAUGAUGCCGCCGGCCUCCCAAAAUCCCACUCAAAAAGGGUUAGUAGAGCUCCCACUAUGGUGGAUCCUGGAGAUGAGGUAGGUGCCGUUGAUAGUGAACUCGUACCCUCUUCUCUAGCUACCAUCGCUCCCAUUCUCCGUGUUGCAAAUGAGGUCGAGGAGGACAACCCUAGAGUCGCUUACCUCUGUCGAUUCCAUGCAUUUGAAAAGUCUCAUCAGAUGGAUCCAACUUCAAGUGGACGUGGUGUUCGACAAUUUAAAACAUAUCUACUACACAAACUUGAAAAGGAAGAAAAUGAGACUUACUGUAAGCUUGCAAGUAAUGACACAAAAGAAAUACAGAAGUAUUACCAGAACUUUUAUGAGAGCAAUAUCAGAGAGGGACAAUAUACAAAGAAGCCGGAGGAGAUGGCUAAGAUAUAUCAGAUUGCAACGGUUUUGUAUGAUGUACUGAAGACGGUGGUGCCACCUGCAAAACUCAAUGAUGUGACAGAGAGAUAUGCUAGAGAAGUUGAGGAGAAGAGACAACAAUAUGAACACUACAAUAUCCUUCCAUUGCAUGCCAUUGGAGUUAAACCGCGAAUUAUGGAAUUCCCCGAGAUCAAGGCCGCCAUUAAAGCCUUACAUAUUACCGACAAUCUUCCCAUGCCAAGACUUUCUGAAGGCAGAGAUCGAGCUGCUCAUGAUAUUCUUGAUUGGCUUUCUUCUAUUUUUGGAUUCCAGAAAGGAAAUGUGGCAAAUCAACGGGAGCAUUUAAUAUUGCUACUUGCAAAUAUGGAUGUAAGGGACAGAAGUCUUGCUAACUAUGUGCAGUUGAACAGUGCUACUAUACAGCAUUUGAUGGAUACGAUUUUCAAGAAUUACAUCUCAUGGUGUCACUAUUUGCACAUGGAAUCAAAUAUUGGUUUACCUGAUGAAGAUAAAGAUAAAGCAGAUACACAAGCCACACAACAGAAACAACUUAUCUACAUAUCACUUUAUCUUCUUAUUUGGGGGGAAGCAUCAAAUGUUCGAUUUAUGCCGGAAUGUCUUUGCUACAUCUUCCACAGAAUGACAGAUCAUGUUCAUAAACUGUUAGGCGUUGUCCACUCUGACCCUUCCCUUGGGAUUUAUAGUUUAUUACAUGGUGAUGAAUCAUUCUUAAAGGAGGUUAUUACUCCAAUAUAUGAGGUCAUGCUCAAGGAAGUCAAGAGAAACAAAGGUGGAAAGACAAGUCACUCGGCAUGGAGAAACUAUGACGAUCUAAAUGAAUACUUUUGGUCACGGAAAUGUCUGGAUAUAGAUUGGCCGUUUCAGCCUAAAAAAGCUGGCGCUGACUUUUUUGUGCAUGCAAAUGAGAAGGAGACUCCAAAUUUGGGUCGUCGUAACCAAGUCACUGCAGGAAAGAGGAAGCCCAAGACAAAUUUUGUUGAAGUACGGACAUUUUGGCAUCUCUAUAGAAGUUUCGACCGAAUGUGGAUUUUCUUUAUAUUGGCUUUCCAGGCUAUGGUAAUCAUUGCAUUCAAUGGUUCAAUAAGUAACUUAUUUCAGGGGGAUGUCAUCAAAUAUGUUUCAAGCAUUUUCAUUACACACGGAGUUCUGAACUUUCUGCAAGCUUCUAUGGAUAUAAUUCUUAGUUUGCAAGCCUGGAGAAGUUUAAGAUUUACUCAGAUACUCCGUUACCUACUGAAGUUGGUUGCUGCAGUCUUUUGGGCUAUAGUCCUUACAGUUACUUAUUGUAAAUCUUGGAGUAAUCCUACUGGUGUGGUCAGAAUCUUCAGUCACUGGGCAGGAGAUCAACAUUUUGAGACACUCUUUGGCUAUUGUGUUGCCAUUUAUCUGAUUCCCAAUGUUUUGGCUGUUGUUCUUUUCCUUCUUCCAUCUAUAAGGAAAUCAAUGGAACGUUCAAACUCUCGUAUUGUGGUUAUCAUAAUGUGGUGGGCUCAGCCAAAACUUUAUGUUGGAAGGGGAAUGCAUGAAGAUGUCUUCUCACUUUUGAAGUACACCAUAUUUUGGAUUUUGCUACUAAUAUGCAAGCUAGCUUUCAGUUACUAUGUAGAGAUAAUGCCAUUAGUCAAUCCCACCAAGAUAAUAAUGCAGAUAAAAGUUACCGGAUAUGAAUGGCAUGAGUUUUUCCCAAACGUGACUCAUAAUAUGGGAGUGGUCAUUGCUAUAUGGACACCCAUUGUCCUUGUCUAUUUAAUGGACACCCAAAUUUGGUAUGCUAUAUUCUCCACCAUCAUUGGUGGGAUUUAUGGAGCCUUUAGCCACUUGGGAGAGGUAAGGACCCUUGCAAUGCUGCGGUCUAGAUUUAAUUCUGUUCACUCGGUUUUCAGUGAAACUCUUCUACCGCCACUAGGAAAUGAAGCUGUAAUCUUUCUAAUCUAUAUAUGUUCAUUAAAAUAUACUAGUGUUUAUGCUCUUCUGACAACAAUUAAUGUUGUACUGCAGUAUGAUGUGAGAAAGAACAUAGCAAAAUUUUCUCACUCGUGGAAUGAAUUUGUCAUUUCCUUGCGGACGGAGGAUUUGAUCAGCAAUAGGGAAAGGGAUCUGCUUCUUGUCCCGUCUUCUUCUGAUGUGGUUUCCGUGGUUCAGUGGCCCCCUUUUCUGCUUGCAAGCAAGAUUCCCAUAGCACUGGACUUGGCAAAAGAUUUCAAGGGAAAAGAUGAUGCUGAUCUAUUCAGGAAGAUUACAGCUGAUGAUUAUAUGCGCUGUGCUGUAAUUGAGGCCUAUGAGACUUUAAAGGAAAUAUUAUUUAGUCUUCUUCAAGAUGGAGUAGAUAUUAAGACCAUUGAGUACAUCUGUCAUGAAGUAGAAAACUCAAUCCACAAGCGGACUUUUUUGGCUACUUUCCAAACUAGUGGAUUGCAAUCGCUAAGUGAUAAGUUUGAGAAGCUGUUGAAUCUUUUGAUUUUGAAGAAAGCGGAAGGGGAUUAUGACGAUGAAGAAUUAUACAAAUCACAAAUCAUCAACGUCUUAAUAGAUACUAUUGAAAUUAUCAUUGAGGAUGUUCUUGUAAAUAGACAAGAAGUCAUUCCCUAUCGUUCGGGUCAUAAGAGAGAGCAAAAGUUUGAAAAAAUGAACAUCAAUCUGUCACAAGACAAAAUUUGGAAGGAGAAGGUUGUUAGGCUUCAUUUACUUUUGACUAUCAAAGAGUCUGCAAUUAAUGUUCCUAUGAAUAUAGAAGCCCGGCGGAGGAUCACCUUUUUUACUAACUCGUUAUUCAUGAACAUGCCAAGAGCUCCGAAAGGUCAAGACAUGCUUUCUUUCAGUGUUUUGACUCCAUAUUACAAGGAAGAGAUUAUGUACUCAGAGGAGGAACUCAAUAAGGAGAAUGAGGAUGGAAUUACGACACUGUUUUACCUUCAGAAGAUAUAUCCUGAUGAGUGGGACAAUUUUGAAAAACGUAUAAAAGAUUCCAGCGACAGGAAGGAGUUAAUCCGGCAAUGGGUAUCAUAUAGGGGGCAGACACUUUCUAGAACAGUCAGAGGAAUGAUGUAUUAUCGGGAUGCUCUUGAACUUCAAUGCUUCUUGGAUUAUGCUGACGACAAUACUCUUUAUAAUGGCUAUCGCACUAUCCACACAAAUAACGAGUCAUAUAAAUCCACCAAGGAAUAUGCAAAAGCUCUUGCAGAUAUGAAGUUCACCUAUGUUGUCUCUUGUCAGAUAUAUGGUGCUCAAAAGAAUUCUAGGGAUGCUAAGGAUAGAAGUUAUGCUUCCAACAUUCUGAAUCUCAUGUUGACGUAUCCCUCCUUGCGUGUUGCCUAUAUUGAUGAACGCGAAGUUGAAAACUCGGAGAAGGUUUAUUAUUCAGUCUUAGUGAAGGGUGGGGAAAAAUUGGAUGAGGAAAUAUACCGAAUCAAACUCCCUGGACCUCCAACAGAAAUUGGUGAAGGCAAACCUGAAAAUCAAAACCAUGCAAUUAUUUUUACACGUGGAGAAGCAUUGCAAACAAUAGAUAUGAACCAGGAUAAUUAUCUUGAGGAAGCUUUCAAAAUGAGAAAUGUUCUCGAAGAGCUUCAAAGGACCUAUCAUGGACGAAAACCAACAAUCUUGGGACUGCGAGAGCAUAUUUUCACUGGAAGUGUCUCCUCGCUUGCUUGGUUUAUGUCAAAUCAGGAGACUAGUUUUGUCACCAUUUCCCAACGCAUUCUGGCUGACCCUCUAAGGGUUCGAUUUCAUUAUGGUCAUCCUGAUAUAUUCGAUAGAUUAUUUCACAUAACAAGAGGUGGAAUUAGCAAGGCCUCAAAAACGAUUAACCUAAGUGAGGACAUAUUUUCAGGUUACAAUUCAACUCUCCGAGGAGGAUUUGUAACGCAUAACGAAUAUAUACAAGUAGGAAAAGGGAGAGAUGUAGGUAUGAAUCAAAUAUCUCUCUUUGAGGCCAAGGUUGCAAAUGGGAAUGGAGAACAAACUCUAAGUCGUGAUGUUUAUCGACUUGGACGUCGGUUUGACUUCUUUAGGAUGCUUUCGUUCUACUUCACGACAGUUGGUUUCUACUUUAGCAGCAUGAUUACUGUGCUUAUUGUGUAUAUAUUCCUGUACGGAAGGCUGUAUUUGAGUCUGAGUGGGUUGGAAAAGCGAAUUUUGAGUGAUAAAAAUAUUAACCCGAAUGCACUUCAAGAAGCUUUGGCUACUCAGUCGGUUUUCCAGCUGGGAUUACUUCUGGUGUUGCCGAUGAUAAUGGAAAUUGGGCUUCAGCGGGGUUUUCGGUCAGCUCUAGGCGAUCUUGUGCUAAUGCAACUGCAAUUAGCCCCUGUUUUCUUUACUUUCCAACUUGGAACAAAGGCCCAUUACUAUGGCAGAACAAUUUUACACGGAGGUUCCAAGUAUCGAGCUACAGGGCGUGGGUUUGUUGUUUUCCAUGCAAAAUAUGCGGACAACUACAGAAUGUAUUCAAGAAGUCACUUUGUGAAAGCUCUUGAGCUGGUUAUCCUGUUGGUUGUUUAUCAAGUGUAUGGAACUCAUCGCAGUUCGACUCUGUACAUGUUCAUCACUUUCUCCAUCUGGUUUCUGGUUGGGUCAUGGUUGUUUGCUCCUUUCAUAUUCAACCCCUCCGGAUUUGAUUGGCAAAAGACAGUUGAUGACUGGACUGACUGGACGAGAUGGAUGGGGAAUAGAGGGGGAAUUGGGGUUGCGGUUGACAAGAGUUGGGAAUCCUGGUGGGAUACGGAACAGGAACACCUGAAGUUCACAAACAUUAGGGGGAGAAUAUUCGAAGUAAUACUGGCACUCCGAUUCUGUAUUUAUCAAUUUGGUAUUGUAUAUCACCUUCAUAUUGCUGCUCGCAACAAGAACAUUAUGGUUUAUGGGGUUUCUUGGUUGGUAUUGUUUAUUCUUUUUGGAGCUCUGAAGACGAUGUCAAUGGGUAGGAGGAGAUUUGGGACAGACUUUCAGCUGAUGUUCAGGCUUUUGAAGGUGCUUCUGGCCCUUGGUUUUGUCUCUGUGAUGGUUGUUUUGUAUGUAUUAAGCAACCUCACUGUAAAUGAUAUGUUUGCUUCGAUUCUUGCAUUCAUGCCCACUGGCUGGGCUAUUCUAUUGAUCGGUCAGGCGUGUAGGCCUUGUUUGAAGGGGAUGAGGUUUGGAGCUUGGGGUUCAUUAAUGGAGCUGGCUAGAGCAUAUGAAUAUGUGAUGGGAUUGUUAAUAUUCAUGCCCAUUGCUGUCUUAUCCUGGUUCCCAUUCGUAAACGAGUUCCAGACACGCCUACUAUUUAACCAAGCCUUUAGCAGAGGAUUGCAGAUUUCAAUGAUUCUUGCUGGAAACAAGGCUUCCUCCACUACUCCUGUUCCUGCUGCUCCUGUUCCUCCUGUUCCUGCUGCUGCUCCCACUUCCACUUGAUUCAAUCAAUAUUAUUAAUUAGCUUGAAAACAAAACAAACAAUGGUCAAUCAACUAGUUGUUUGCUCCACCACCAAUACUGAACUCAUAUUUUUUAUUUACUUUUGUUUAUGGUAUGUUAUGUAUAGAUGAAUUGAAUUGAUACCUAACUUAUCUUAUUGGUAAUUUGUAAAUGAAUCAAUUUUUAAGUAAUAUAUAAUAGACCCUCUUUGUUUAACAACU